This is a messenger RNA of Pecten maximus, 6608 nucleotides long. Its product is annotated as phosphoenolpyruvate carboxykinase, cytosolic [GTP]-like. Lineage: Eukaryota; Metazoa; Mollusca; Bivalvia; Pectinida; Pectinidae. Gene Ontology annotation, biological process: cellular response to glucose stimulus; hepatocyte differentiation; propionate catabolic process. The record is from RefSeq and is a predicted model, not a curated record. Gene Ontology annotation, cellular component: mitochondrion; cytosol. Gene Ontology annotation, molecular function: manganese ion binding; phosphoenolpyruvate carboxykinase (GTP) activity; GTP binding.
GCAUCAGUUCUACAGAAUCUCUUCCGCUCGAUGCACUGAUGACACUCAGCAAAAUUUGUGUACAUUUGUUAUAAGAAAAUAUUUAUUAAUCAUGGUGAAGACGGGAGUAGAGAAAGCUACAACAGCUAGUACUCUCAAUGGUGGUACCAGGGCCGUGUACCGGAAGUGAACUCUUUGUGUCGGUGAGGUGUGGCUUGAGCUUGGCUAGUCAGUGGUUGGGUCGGCACGUGAAGAACAUCUACCCCUUCUCCCCCAUAUUCCUCGCUAUGGUUGUUUUCCGGAGUUUGUUGAGUGUGAAGUUUGCAUCAAAGUUGAUAAAGGAAUCAGCAUGUAUCCCGAAAACUAGGAACGCCUAUCACUCUGUACCAAAUAUCCUCUACGGAAAGUGGAACAACCUACCAAGGAAAGUCCAGACCUAUGUGGACCAUAAUAUCCGACUCUGUCAGCCGUCCUCCGUCCACAUCUGUGAUGGAUCGGAAGGGGAAAAUAAUCUACUGCUCUACCUCCUCCAGAAGGAUGGCAUGAUCAAGCCCCUCCCUAAGAUGGAGAACUGCUGGCUGGCCAGAACUGACCCUGCCGAUGUUGCUCGAGUAGAGAAAUUGACAUUCAUGUCGACGGAAAAUGAACGGGACACCAUUCCAGUUCGUAAAGCAGGAAUUUCCGGCACAUUAGGAAACUGGAUUAGUCCGGACAACCUAGAAGUGGAGAUGGAGCAGAGAUUUCCGGGCUGUAUGAGUGGAAGAACCAUGUAUGUGAUCCCGUUCAGUAUGGGGCCGAUUGGCUCACCUCUGUCCAAGAUCGGAGUACAGCUGACAGACUCUGCGUACGUCGUGGCAAGCAUGCGGAUCAUGACACGUAUGGGUGCCAAGGUGCUACAAACGCUUGGUGACUCCGACUUCGUCAAAUGUCUACAUUCUGUCGGCAGGCCUUUCCCUCUAACAGAUCCCCUAAAAAACAACUGGCCAUGCGAUCCUAAGAAAACAAUCAUUGCACACUUACCAGCCAAGAAUGAGAUCUGCUCGUUUGGCAGUGGUUACGGUGGAAAUUCUCUUCUGGGCAAAAAAUGUUUCGCUCUUCGCCUUGGCUCCAUUCUUGCGAAGAGGGAAGGCUGGCUUGCUGAACACAUGUUGAUCCUGGGUAUAGAGAACCCUAAGGGUGAGAAGAAAUACAUUGCAGCCGCAUUCCCAAGUGCCUGUGGUAAAACUAACCUGGCUAUGAUGAACCCCUCCCUCCCAGGCUACAAAAUCACAUGUGUCGGGGACGAUAUCGCAUGGAUGAGAUUCGACAAAGAGGGUCGCCUCAGAGCCAUCAAUCCAGAGGCUGGAUUCUUCGGAGUGGCUCCAGGAACUUCAAUGAAAACAAACCCGAAUGCCAUGGAAACCAUCCAGCGGAAUACAGUUUUUACAAACGUAGCGGAAACCUCAGAUGGCGGUGUAUACUGGGAAGGCAUGGAGAGCGAGACUGAUAAAAAUACCUCAAUUACCUCCUGGCUCAACGUUGAGAAUUGGACCUCAGAUCAAGGCGGAAACUCUGCACACCCUAACUCACGAUUCUGUACCCCAGCCGCCCAGUGCCCGAUCAUGGACCCUGCCUGGGAGAGUCCCGAGGGAGUCCCUAUUGAUGCCAUCAUAUUUGGAGGAAGGCGUCCUGAAGGUGUACCUCUCGUGUAUGAAGCCUUGAACUGGCAGCAUGGAGUGUACAUCGGAGCUUCAAUGAGGUCGGAAGCUACAGCUGCUGCCGAGCACAAAAGCAAAGUCAUCAUGCAUGACCCCUUCGCCAUGCGGCCAUUCUUCGGAUACAACUUCGGACAUUACCUGAAACAUUGGUUGAGUUUUCAAGAGAAACCUGAUCUGAAAUUGCCGAAGGUGUACCAUGUCAACUGGUUCAGGAAAAAUACAGAGGGAAAGUUCAUCUGGCCGGGGUUCGGAGAAAACGCACGAGUGUUGGAUUGGAUCUUCCGUCGUAUCGACGGAGAAGACUGUGCAAAGAUGUCCGCCGUAGGAUAUGUUCCGAAGGAGGGGUCAAUCAAUAUGGAAGGUUUGAAUGAGAAAGUGGACAUGGAGGAAUUGUUUCGUCUUCCAAAGGAGAGUUGGUUGCAGGAAGUUGUGGACGUUGAGAAAUACUUUGACGAGCAAGUUCAUGAGGAUCUUCCAGGCGAGAUCAUGACAGAGCUACGAAAUCUGGAGGAACGAGUGAAAACCAUGUUAUAAAUUUACAGGUUGUCUGCCAUAACUUUCUGUACUGAACUACGGAAGGUGUUAAUUAUAUAACAUCACUGUGAAUGUUUAGUACUUUUUAUAUACAUGUUUAAAGUCUUUAAACUUACAAUCAAAAUCUUCAAUCUUUGAUUGGUUUAAUUGUGUUAUGGUGUCAUCAUACAACGACUUCAUGAGAAACUGUAGCAGCUAUUUUAAUUGUAAUUAGUCUCUUACAGUAUCAAUCCUACUCCUGUAGUGUUAAGAGUACUCAGGGCAUUGAAAUGUACAGGGUGUCAUAUUACAUAGGGUGUCAUAAUACACAGGGUGUCAUAGUAUACAGGGUGUUAGAUUCAGGUGAUGGACAAGAAUAAUUUUUGACUUCUUUUUGGGUAGAAUUUGGAGAAUCUUGAUUUAAUGUAUGGAGAAUCAUUGACGUAAUUUUCCUUUGGUCAUGAAAUCUUCAGUGCCAUCAAUAUUAAUUGUGAUUGAUGCUUGUAUUGCAUUUUAAUUUUCAAUCAGUUUUCUAAUGGUUUAUUUAGAAAGCAAAAUUUUAAUUUGCAAUGAUAAAUUGGUAUUAAACCGUUUUUUUAACAGCAUUUUUUGGCAUCACCCUUUAAAUUUACCAAUUUUUUAUUCAGUAUUUAGGUUUAGUAUGUAAAUCGUACCAAUGAUAAUACAUUAACAAUAUAAAAUUAAUGUAAUUAUUGAUCAUUAUAGAAUUAUAUAGAUAAAUUAGCCUCAUUUUUUCAUUGUUGUUAAAUAUGAAUUUCAUUAUGAUUUAGAAAAUUAUGAACAUGUGGGAUAAAUAUUUGUUCAUUUUCCUAACAAGGGAGAUAUUCAUUCAUGCCAACCUCUUCUAUCAUUUCAAAUUUUUUCUUUUAAUUGUUGAAUAUUAGAAUAACAGACCAAUAUAUAGAAAUUAAGAAUGUUAAAGUAUACAGGUGUUGUGUAUCACAUACUACACUUCCUGUUUAUAUUUUGAAACAUUUUGGAUGAAAAUUCAGAAAAUUUAUUCUUAUAUUCAUAAUUUGUCCUUUUGAAUUUUAAUUUUUUUUCGAUGGAUUUUUUCCAUACACAUCAAUUUCAUGAGAGAAAGGGGAAAGCUUGACAUGUGAGAAGGAUUUUUAGAGAUGUGAAAGAUAUCACUGAUGUAAGAAUUCCUUGUAUAUAUUCAUAAACUUCUACAUAUAUCUGAUGUUCCAAUGUCGUACAUAUUUGUAACAUAUAAUAAUAUAUUUUCAUUAGGAAUUGAUGAACAUUUUUUAAAUGUGAUAUUUCAUUUAUGUCAUAUUAUUUUAUAUACAAGAAUAUCUACAUCUCUCUAAUCCAAUUAAAACAUUCAUUAUCACACAAAGGUCCAAUUAAUAUGUCUUUGAUUUUUAAUUUUUUUUCCUUUUUAAUAUAUUCAUUGAUAGGUAGUCCUAUAUUUCUUUGAUAGAAUAAAAUAAUAUAUUAUUUAACAUUGCUGAUUUUUAUUCAUAUUUAUGUAAAUUCAUUUCAUUUUUAUAAAAUUAUUUAUAUUGUUUAAACAGAAAAUAAUUUUACCUUUUCAUUCAAGACUUGUUUUGUUUUUGUUUUAUUUUGUACUUGACUGAAGUAUUAUAAUCAUUCUUUUGUUUCUAAUCUUGGUGAAAAAUUUUAACUAUUAUCAACUCACAAUCAUCAAUUUCAUUUUGUUUGUAUUAUUCAAGACCCAUGUCUGUAUGAUAUUGCCUUUGUUUUUUAGAUUUAUCCAUAUAGUUUUAAAAUUCUGUUUAAUUAUCACGUAUAUGUAAUUGUUAUUAGUUUUAAAACAAAAUAAAACUUUCUAUACUUGUAAAUUGUUUUUACUCGGAUAUUGUUUAAUUUACUUAUACAAGAUUUAGAAUGUUAAAAAUUAUACACAUACUGUAUAACAUGAAAUAUAAGUGGGUAAUUUUUUUCGUGGUUAGAAGCUACAUAGAUAUAACUAUAUAUAGGUCUGUGGAAAUUUCCGAUUGAAUAGACCUCACAAAACUUUUAUCGGCCACAAUGUUUCUAAAAUAUAAUCUGAGUGAUUUAUAGUCUAUUUCAAAAUUCCCUCUUUUUGAUGUUAAUUGCAUUGCGUAGACAUUAGUGUUAUCAUACUGCUGUUUGGCGUAGUAUAAAAAAAAUCGUUAACUCUAUUUCCAUGGUGCCAGACUAACCACGAAAUCUUCAGAUUUAUUUAACAACAAAUAUUUCAUGUAACACAGCAUGGUAUUUCAAUUAAGUAGUGGAGUGAUUUCAAUUAUUGCCAAGUUUAGAGUAAAGUUUGAAUAUUGAAUUUUUCUGAAACCUGAGUGAAUCUUAUUUGGUGGUACUCAAUGGGAAGGGGUAAAAUAUAUUAUUCAAAUUUUUUUUUUUGGGGGGGGCUUAUCAUCACAAUCACACAUUUUCCUUACUUCAUAUGUUGAUUGCGAUUUUGAAUUCAAUUUUGUUGGUUUGAUUAAAUUUUUAUUUUAUAUUAUUUUAAUAUAUACAAUUUAAUUGUUUAAUUAUGCAAAAAAUCCUCUUGCAUUUCGAAGACACAAGUUUGAUGUUGAAAAUGGCAGUAAAAUAAAACUUAGUAUACUUAGGUUUUUAUUUUAAAUGCUGAAAUUUGAUAAAUCAAUUGUUUGCUAAUUAUAUUAAUUAUGCAAAUAUGUAUUGGAUGGGAAAACUUGUAUCAAUUAUGCAAGGAAUGAUUGUUGUUACCUGAUUGUGUCAAUUUAAAUGUACUUUUGUAUUUGUGAUUUAAAAGCAUGUAUUAUUUACAACUGUGAUGUAAACAAAGAAAUCCCAGUUUCCAGGGUAAAAAUUGUCUGAUCUUAAUGAUUUCCAUGUUCAGAUCUCCGAGCCUUUUUCUAAAUGUGUUCAUAAUGAGUCUACGCUAUUUCAAAGAAUGUUUUUUAUGUUUACAUGAAAAUACUUCAAUGUUUUUUGGUGAAAUACUGAUAUAGACUCAAACUUUACAUUAUUUUCAAUCUCCAACAUCUUCUAAAUUAAAUUCUCACAAAAAUCAUUAAGUUCAUUUAUUUAUAAAACUGACAUAUUUCAGAUUUGUCUAUGGAAGUUUUUUAAAAUGGAAAGGGUGAAGAAUUUGAAUGGCAGUACAUAUGCAAAUGUAAGAUGCUUUGUUUGUGAUAUAUUUUAUUUUAUUUAUUGUCAGACAGUCACAAAGAAAACAUAAGUUCAGGUAGUCACAAUAGAAAUUCGGCCGAAACGCUUGAGACUUUAUUCGUUUAUGCGGACAAACUGGUUCGUUAUCAUUUUUUUGUAACAUUUCAAGCAUAAAUCUUGUCGGCCAUUCAGAUAUUGAUACAGGCCUCAUUUAGGCUUGUCCAAAGGAAACAUAAAAUCACUAGGUCCGUCAUUAUUUCAUUAAAUAACAACUCCGGUUAAACUCGUCCAACUGUUUGUAUCGCGAUAAACGAAAAUGGCCUUUUAGCAUUCUCUGUAGUAAAUGAUCUGAAUUUUUAAAUGGGGUGAAGUUGUCUCCCUUUUUGAAGUAAAUUGACCCAGUAACAGACCGGUAAGAUUAAAUGUGAAAGGAUGUGUAUAUAUGUGUUUGUGAGUAGCGGUGGUUCGGUUUGAGUUGACCAUAAAUCAUGUAUACAUUUUUGCAAAAAUAAGCAAUAUGAUGUUGAUUUAUGAAUUUACAUGUACAUUUUUUCCCGGAACUUUUGCAAUUUGAGGAAGAGAUAUUUAUAGGUCCAUGCUAAUUAAUUCAUUUUGCUCAGCUUGAUACUGUGUGCAAUUAAGUGUUCUGGAUGUGAUUUAAAAUUGUGAUUGAUUAAUUUUUUACUGCCAUAUUAAUUAUGUUUGUAGACGUAUUGAAUCUGUUUAUUGUAAAGAGUAACACUUUAGUAUGUGUGAACCUUUAGUCUGUGGAUCGUAUAUUUGUAAGCAAAUCUCAAAUAUAUAUGUGAACGUUAAGAGCACAUUUCAGCCUCGAGAGCCAUUGAUGAAUUUCCACAAAAAAGAGACAUUCCAUAAAAAUGAUUUUACAAUGUAUUUGAGUCUGUAGCUAUUAAAAAUCAGUUCAUUAAAUCUGGAAGUAUUGUAUAAGCAAUGCCCAAAGCUUUGAAAUGUAACACUUUUUCUUAUCCUUUACACAGUAGGUUUAAAAUAGUGGCUCUUAAGAUUCCGAAUGUUGUAUAAUUGUUCUUGCCAUACUUUUGUGAUAAAAAGGAAAUUUUCAAAAUAUUAUGUGAAAAUGAUAUUUUGUGCAAUUCAUGAGUAGUCAGUAGAGUAGAAAAUUCUUUCUUUGAAGUUUGUUGAAUAUGGACCAUCUUUAAAGGGGAGGUAACUCUUGAGAAAAGUUGCAAUGGGAGGGCAAUAUUAUAUAGAAGGUAUUUUUACAAGUUUAUUGGACGGAAUAUAAAUCUGAAUAUAAACAGGAAAAAAAUAAUAAAAACAAAUUUAAGAAUA